GCGGGACAGCAGCUCUCACUUCAUGAGAGAUGAGGGAUUUAAAAGAGCCUCCCGAUGGUGAACUCGGAAAUUCGCUCUCAAGGCAUUAAGAUGGGAUACUCUGGUUUGUUCGUAUCUCUGUGUAAGACCGACCUUGGGAGAAACCAGCGAAUGAAUCAACCUGCUGAGACUAGAGGAGGACCGAGUGUGUGCGUGGCAGGUUGCUGCAUUAGGCAGGCUGCUCUGCGACCCGAGUGAGGUGGUUGCUGCUGCUGCUGCUGCUGCUAUUGCUGCUGCUGUUAUGGGGCUGCAGGGGAUCAAGGCUGUUUUCUUUGACUUGGAUAACACGCUGAUCGACACCGCCGCAGCAGGCAGGCGAGGCAUUGAGAAGGUGAUAAAUGUCUUGCAGUCAAAGCAUAAUUACGAUGAAAGAGAAGCUCUCAUGGUUUGUGAUAAAGUCCAAGCCAAACUCCUCAAAGAAUGCCACGAUCCUUCUAAGAUGUGUAUUACUGACCUAAGGAUUCAACACUGGGAAGAAGCUAUACAAGAAACAAAGGGAGGAAUAAUUAAUCGGAAUCUGGCUGAGGAAUGUUAUUUCCUUUGGAAAACUACCCGUCUGCAACAUUUGACUUUGGCAGAUGAGACACGUGGGAUGCUCAGUGAUCUUAGAAAAGUUGUCCGUUUGCUUCUACUAACAAAUGGAGAUGCAAAGACACAAAGAGAAAAAAUUGAAGCUUGUGGGUGCCAGCCAUACUUUGAUGCUGUUGUUGUUGGAGGAGAGCAGGAAGAAGAGAAACCAGCCUCCUCUAUAUUCCAUCACUGUUGUGAACUGUUAGGGGUUCAGCCUGAGGACUGUGUUAUGGUUGGUGACUCCCUAGAUACAGACAUUCAAGGAGGCCUGAAUGCGGGUUUGAAAGCAACCGUUUGGAUAAAUAAAACAGUAGCAGCUCCCAAAGACAUUUCUCCAGUUCCCCACUAUAUUAUUUCUUCUGUUCUUGAUCUCCCAAGGCUUUUACAGAACAAAAGGGAUGCUAACUUGGAGAUUAACAAAGUGGCUGGUCUCUGCACUAUAUGUGAUAAUUCUACUGAGGGAUCUAUAUCUUAAGCCUACUAGAACUCAUGUCAAAGGGUGUCUUCACACAUGAGGCUUAAGUAUGAAAACACAUCAACAGAAACAACCUGCGUCCCUCUCCUGAUGUAAUUGGAUGGAAAUACUAUUUGCUCCUAUUCUAACCUUAGAACUCAGUUAUAGUUAAGAUAUCCGAUGUAUAUAUCUGAGAUAUUUGUGCAUUUUGAUGCAUUUGUGAAUUGUUCCAAACCUAUCAGUAUUUCCAUUGUGUGUGUUCUUUCAGUACAGGAACCAUUUAUUGCAAAGGUAUAUUUGUUUUGUAAAACAGUAGACGUCUCACUAUCCAAACUUUGAAUAUGCAUAUUUUUAAAUUAUCUCAGCAUUUUAAAUUAAGGUGCACCAUAAAUGGUCUUAAAUCAAAUCAAAACCUCUCUCUGAACAUUUUUCUGUCCCAACAUUCACAUUUGAUACUGAAUGAAUUUCAGCUUCCCAAGUAGCAUGCUCAAUGGCUCACUUGCUUACAUUAUUUAUUUUAGGGUAUUAUAUACUGCUUAUCACUGUUUCUCAAGUAAAAGCAAAAAACCAUCAUGUCUAUGUUUAAACAGCCAUACAAUUAAAACAUUAAAAAGAGAAUAGAUUUGUGAUACAAUGUCAUGCAAAUAAGAUGUUCCACUAUUUAUUCAUUUUUCAUAUACUGUUCCAUUCCUUCUGUCCUCCUUUAUAAACUUGGUUCCAGAUAAAAAGCGUUAUAAUCUGUUUUUAUCUUGAUUUUCAAGCCAAGAUAAAUUUUGAGUAUCCAUCUUUUCUGUCAAAAAAUUCCCAUGUCCUCAUUAUCUUCUUUCACUGCAUUUUUUGAUGGAUGGAUCCCUUUUCUCAGUUUUAUUGACUAAAUUCACUUUUACUAAACCAGAAAAGUAAAAAAUGAAAUUUAUCCUAUAAAAUAAUAUAAUGAAUAAUAGAUUCUAAUAAUAUUAGUAAGUUCUGUAAGUCCUUUUUGAAGUUUCUUGUGCUGAACUGUGUUUGAAAUGAUGUUUGUGUACUUCAUUAUUUCAACUAUGAUUUUUUAACAGAAAAGUUUUUUUAAAAGUCUUUGGCAAGUAUUGAAAAGAUAGCUUCAUAAAUGACAGGGGAGCUGCCCUAGAGAAGAAAUUCGACAAGUUAUGAAGUAACUAGGUGUCAUUCCAUUGACACCAAUAGCAUGGUGCACCUUGCUAUCACUUGCAGAAAGUAGACCAAGUAGACUGAUGAACCAUUGCCCAAUUUCCAGGGGAUCAGCUAGCACAGCUGGUUGUUGUGAUCCUUGCAAAGGAUGCUGAAUGACAUGUACCUUGUUCUGAGCCAAAAGGUACUUAGUGAGGCUAUUCACACAAGAAACCCAAUCCAGGCUAGGGCAGCCCAGCCUGGGUUGGGUUGGGCUGUUCAGAUGGAGAGCUGGGGUCGCUCCCAAUCCUGGCGCUUCUGCCCCUGCUAGUACAGCAUUCAACCCCGGCCCUUAACUGGGGUAAGAAGGCAUAAGUGCUCUGGGGCCAUGUGUAUGCUUGGGUUGGAGACAGCCUGAGCAUACACAGAGCCAGGCACCUAGAGCGCCUGGCUAGAGGGGGAACUGCUCACGUGAAGCUUCUUGGGAUUCCUGGAGUCAUUUCUCCACUCUCUAGAGAUAAUUUAUAUUGCUUCUUCUGUUUUAAUAUUUCUUGGGUCGUCACUGCAUCCAUAUGGUAUGCCUUGCUCAGGUAUAAGGUGCCCGGUACAAUUUGAAUUUUGUUACCAGGUCAUUUUUUGCUACAAUACAAUCCUGGUCAAACCAGCUAUCAGAUUUACAUCUCCCACGGGAGCUGGUUUUAGUGGCUUGGCCUAGGCAAUGCUGUACCUUCUGGAUAAGAGUUUGGUAGUGACUAAGGACACCCACAUUUGGGGACUCUGUCAAGAGAAGUGCACAGAGUUGCAGGAAGUCAUCUGUGACCAAAAUAUCCCUGACUCUUCUAAGCUUGCAGAUCGUUUGGCCCUUCACAGAGGUCAAACAGGCGGACCUGCUCAAGGACUACUCCCUCCCCCAAGAUCGCUAGGGUAAGGAACAAUGGAAGAUAGUCACUGUCCAUCUGUCCCUCUAUAUUAAAUUGAAUCAAAGAGCUCAGCACAUUUCAUGAUACAAAUAUAUAAUCCAGCACACUCACUCUUAGCCCAGACCAGCGGGAUAAUGAGGCAUGAUAAAAGUAUGUAGGAUCCUGACUUGGUGGUUGCAUAAAGAGGCUGGGAGGAAUGGCUUCAUAUACUUUUAUGGCAUACAAGUGAAUUUUGGCCCGUUAAAUAACGGGCGCUAGUAACGGGCGCUCUGGCCCCCCGCCGACAUUCCCCCUCCCGCCGACAGCCUGCAUGCCGCGGCCGGUCUCCUGGCUGGGUGAGGGCCCCAAGGUCUCUGCGGCCGCCGCCGCCCACCCUCCCUCCCUCCCAGCUGCCAAGAUCUCCUUACCCGAGUACGCCCGCG
Messenger RNA from Hemicordylus capensis (graceful crag lizard), 3530 nucleotides. It is a transcript of the gene NANP, whose product is annotated as N-acetylneuraminic acid phosphatase. The transcript is spliced from 3 exons. Bases 281 to 1084 code for a protein of 267 amino acids. Gene Ontology annotation, molecular function: hydrolase activity. The record is from RefSeq and is a predicted model, not a curated record. NCBI's taxonomy places the organism in Eukaryota, Metazoa, Chordata, Lepidosauria, Squamata, Cordylidae.